Mercurialis annua (annual mercury) is the source of this 3968-nucleotide messenger RNA. RefSeq names its product myosin-binding protein 2-like. Bases 218 to 3406 code for a protein of 1062 amino acids. The transcript has 5 exons. The record is from RefSeq and is a predicted model, not a curated record. Gene Ontology annotation, molecular function: myosin binding. Lineage: Eukaryota; Viridiplantae; Streptophyta; Magnoliopsida; Malpighiales; Euphorbiaceae.
GUUAAAGUCUUGUUUGGCUGUCCUCCCUUAUUCAUACCGCCUUUUCACUUCCAAUAAAUAAAAAUAAAAACCACUUCUCCUCCCUCCAUCUACUUUUUCUUCCAUUAUUCCACACCCAAACUUCACCAUCUCUCCCAUUGCAGUUCUUCCUAAAUUUUAGUUUUCACCAACCCCUCUGUAUCUCCCUGUACAUACCAAGAAACAGAGCAACUCAUCAAUGGCAGCCAACAAAUUUGCCACCAUCUUACACAGAAACACCAAUAAACUCACUCUUAUUCUAGUCUACGCACUUCUUGAAUGGCUUCUCAUCAUUUUCCUUCUCUUAAAUUCCCUCUUUUCUUACUUGAUCGUCAAGUUUGCUGACUACUUUGGUCUCAAAAGACCCUGUCUUUGGUGCUCUAGGCUUGAUCAUUUCUUUGAACCCACCAAGUUUCACAAUUCUUACAGAUCUCUUGUCUGUGAAGCUCAUGCCACGGAGAUUUCUCAACUGGGUUACUGUUUUAAUCAUAGGAAACUAGCUCAAUCUCAUGAUAUGUGUCAAGAAUGUUGUGUUGGUGAUGGUAAUAAUAAUAAGGUUAGUGAAGUUUUUGAAGUUAAAAGUUGUUCUUGUUGUGGUGUUGGUUUGGAGAAUACUAAAUUGUUUUGUAGUGAUGAUUUUAUGACAAAGCCAUGUUCUUUGAGUGAUUUGGAUAAUACCCAGAAAGAAAAUUUGGUUUUGGGAGGUGAAAUUGAUGAAAAUGAGGUUUAUGGUGGGAAAAAGUUAGGGUUUGUGUGUGAUCGUUGUGGGGAUGAACAGAGGGUUAGUGAGAACAGAGUAGAGGAGGAUUUUUCAUGCUUUGUUUCUAGCUUUGAUUGCAAGGAAAUGGUUGUUGAUGAAAUUCAUAAAGAUGAAAUCUUUGUAGAAAAAGAUGAAGAAUUGGCUAAAAAUGAUGGUUUGAAUGUGUCGGUUGAUGAUCCAGCUUGUGAUACAAAGAUUUCCAAGGAAGUUGAAGCUCGACACCUCGAUUUCUACAUUGAUCAAGAAGAUUGUCACUUAAUUCCCGUUGAGUUGAUGGAUAGUAGCUCGACGGAUAGGAAAAUUCCGGAGAGGAAUGAGAAGAGAGAGGUGGAUAAUGAAGAUUUUGUUUUGGAGUUUGAUCAUAAGCAUGUUGGUGUAAAAUAUGAGUUGGUAGUUGAUGAUGUGAGGAAAUUUGAAGAGAAAUUGCCAUUAUUACCGAUUCAAGAAUGUGAUGAAGAAAAUAUGAUUGAUGAGGUUGAACCUGAGGGUUUAAAUGAGAGUGAAUUUGAGAAUUUAUCAGGAGCAUUUGCAGAUUAUGAAUUGGCCAAAGAAGAUACGGAACAAGCCGACGUUGAUCAUCUCGAGCAAACCUGUAAUGGUAACAAGGAAGAUGUUCGAGAAUGUCGAGAAGUAGUAGAAGAAGAAAUGGAAUUGGAUAACAACCGAGUCUCUGAAGAAGCACUUCUAGUGCAAAUUGAUGAAAUUGAAGCAGAUGUAUCAAUAGGGACAGAUAUUCCUGAUAUUGAACCAAUAGAGGAUAUAAAAACUGUAGAAGAAGACCCUUCAACCGGCAAUGCAGAUUGUCACGCAUAUGACGAUUCUGUCUCUGAAGAAGCACUUGAAAUGCAAAUUGAUGAAACUGAAGCAGAUAUAUCAAUAGGGACAGAAAUUCCUGAUCAUGAAUCAGUGGAUGAUAUACAAGCUGGCGAAGUUCCUUCUUCGCAUCUGUGCAUAGAAGAAGACCCUUCAAGUUCAACUAGCAAUGCAGAUUGUCAUGCAAAUGACGAUUCUGGUCAUAAGCAAACCGGAGAAGAUGUAAUAGAAUUUAGGGCAUUAACAGUUGAGACGCGUGAGACGAUGAUAAAUACUCAUUCAUUGUGUUCCGAAAGCAAUGAUGUUGAGGAAGAUAAGGUCCCUGAUAUAAACACUCAUUUAUCAUGUUCGGAAAACAAUGAUGUCGAGGAAGAUAAGGUCCCUGAUAUAAACACUCAUUUAUCAUGUUCCGAAAGCAAUGAUGUCGAGGUAGAUAAGAUUCCUGAUAUAAAAACUAAUUUAUCGUGUUCCGAAAGCAAUGAUGUCGAGGAAGAUAAGAUUCCUGAUAUAAACACUCAUUUAUUGUGUUCCGAAAGCAAUGAUGUCGACGAAGAUAAGAUUCCUGAUACACCAACUUCUGUAGAGAGUCUCAAUCAUUUACAUAGGAAAUUGCUGCUACUUGAAAGACGAGAAUCCAGUACAGAAGAGUCUUUGGAUGGAAGUGUUUUUAGUGACAUUGAAGCAGGUGAAGGAGUUUUAACCAUGGAGAAGUUGAAAUCAGCAUUACGGGUCGAAAGGAAGGCUUUGAAUGCUUUAUAUGCAGAAUUAGAAGAAGAAAGAAGUGCGUCUGCAGUGGCUGCAAAUCAGACAAUGGCAAUGAUAAAUAGACUUCAAGAAGAAAAAGCUGCAAUGCAGAUGGAAGCUUUACAGUAUCAAAGAAUGAUGGAAGAGCAAUCGGAAUACGAUCAAGAAGCGUUGCAGCUUUUAAAUGAAGUAAUGGUAAAGAGGGAGAAAGAGAGGGCAGAAUUAGAAAAGGAGCUCGAAGUAUAUCGAAAGAAGUUACAAGUGUUCGAGACGAAAGAGAAAUUCAUGAUGCUGAAGAGAAGGAAAGAAAGCAGUGGAAGAAGCGGAACUUCCUCCUCAGCAUCUUAUAGCAAUGCUGAAGAUAGUAGUGAUGGACUAUCUGUUGACUUGAACCACGAAGCGAAAGAAGAAGACGGUUUCGAUCACCAUCAUGAGAAUAUUAACCAGAACACUCCUGUCGAAGCUGUAGUAGAUUUUGAGGAAUCAUUAAAUAAUUUUGAGGUGGAGAGACUAUCCAUUCUCGAGCAACUCAAGGUUUUGGAAGAGAAGCUUUUCACCCUUAGUGAUGAAGAGGAACAAUAUUUCGAAGACAUAAAAUCAGUCGACCAUUUACACGAAGAGAAUGGAAAUGGUUAUGAUGAGGAUUUUGAUCAUAGCAAUGGGGUUUCGAACGGACAUUACAAGGAAAUGAACGGUAAGCAUCAUCAAGAAAGAAAAAUCAUUGGUGCAAAGGCAAAAAGGCUUCUUCCGCUUUUUGAUGCCAUUGUUACCGAGGCUGAAGAAGAUGGGAUGCUAAAUGAAUAUGAAGAAGGGGUUGAUUCCAUUGUAGUGCUGAAACCAAGCGAUAAAUUUGACAUAGACACCAAAAAGCUUGCCAUAGAGGAGGAAGUUGAUCAUGUUUAUGAAAGACUACACGCCCUAGAGGCGGAUAGAGAGUUUAUGAAACAUUGUAUCACAUCCUUGAGGAAAGGUGAUAAAGGAAUAGAGCUUCUCCAAGAGAUCUUACAACAUCUUCGCGAUCUAAGAAGCGUGGAGCUUCGUUCAAGGAACAUGGAUGAUGGUGCUCUAUAAAUGGGAUUUCCUUCAGCUAUGUCAUAAAGAUAACAGAUGGUAACUAUGGCAACACCACACUAUGUCAUACAAGGAAGUGAUGCUGGUCAUGGUAGGCAGCAAAAACAUGAAAUGAAUUUGCUUUUCUUCUGUUGUUUAUUUGCUGUUUCUAAAUAUAACAUUAUUUGGUCCAAAUGAAGCCCAAAUUUUUGGUGGGUUGAUGUUAUCAUCUCCUUUUUGAGGGGUAGAAAAGGAAGAUGAUGAGAGUAUGUGUGUGUAAGGCUGGCAAAGUUUGCAUGUCGCGAGUAAAAAAGGUCGAGGGUAUUUAGGUAAAUAGCAUUUUUUUAGUUUAUUCUUUUGAAAAAGUUAGAAUUAGGAGACUAUUUUUUUGGUUUUUGUUGCAAAUGCAAAUGAGAAAAGAGAAGAAAAAGGGUAAGUAAUCCUUUGUUUUCUUUCUCAUGUUUGCAUCAUUUGAUAUGAUAUGAGGUUUGUAUAAUUAUUUGAGGGGCAAGGUUUGAGUUACACUACAUGUGAUGUGUUCAUCCAUUUGUAAAGUACAUAAAAAAAAGUGAGUGUUUGUUUA